Molecule: messenger RNA, 1731 nt
Organism: Eufriesea mexicana
Lineage: Eukaryota; Metazoa; Arthropoda; Insecta; Hymenoptera; Apidae
Gene: Tat
Product: Tyrosine aminotransferase
Exons: 11
Coding region: 263-1552 (429 amino acids)
Biological process (GO): L-phenylalanine catabolic process; biosynthetic process; L-tyrosine catabolic process
Molecular function (GO): pyridoxal phosphate binding; L-tyrosine:2-oxoglutarate transaminase activity
Source: RefSeq, a predicted model, not a curated record
CAGUGGAGCAUUUCGAUUAUUGGCAGAUCCGAGAACCGAUCUCGUCUCAGUGAUGGAACACCGUUUGCCCAAGGAUUAUCGUACUCUGAUCUUUCGAUCUCUGCGCGAUAAGAAAACGACCCCAACGUUCGAAAUCCGACGUCCCUUCUCGCGUGGACACAUGGAUAUCUGAACACCUGCGGUCUACCACGGCACGCGUCGAUUAUCGAAGUGUCUAGAAGCACGAGAGUGGAAAUUCAUUUUCGGAUUUUCCAUAUCUGGCAUGUCGACGCCGGUUUUUCGCCACCAGUGGAACGUCCAAGCGUCGGACAUCGCGAGGAGAACUCGCAACCCCAUAAGAUCUAUCGUGGAGAGCCUGGUCAUCGAGCCUAAUCCUGCUAAAUCCGUGAUCUCGUUGUCCAUCGGUGAUCCAACUACUUUUGGCAAUUUAAGACCGCCUAAGGAAGUAAUCGAAGCUGUUCAACAAAGUUUGCUUUCCCAAUCAUACAACGGAUAUGCACCAAGUACAGGGUACCAGAUCGCAAAGGAAGCUGUAGCGGAGUAUAGUUCCAGCGAAUUUGUAAAAGUGGAUGCUAAGGAUGUAAUUUUAUGCAGCGGAUGCUCCAGCGCGCUCGAUCUCUGUAUAACAGCGCUGGCGCGAAGGGGCCAGAAUAUUCUGAUACCACGACCCGGUUUCUCGAUCUAUCGAACACUAGCAGAAGGUCUCGGUAUCAACGUAAAAUCCUACGAGUUACGCCCCGAGCACGGCUGGGAGAUCGAUCUGGACGAUCUGGAAUCGCAGAUCGACGAAUUCACAGCAGCGAUCAUUAUAAACAAUCCUUCGAACCCGUGCGGUUCCUUCAGCAGGGAUCACACACUUGACAUUCUUGACGUGGCAGCUCGUUACUACAUACCAAUUAUAGCCGAUGAGAUUUACGAGCAUAUGGUGUUCCCGGGACGGACUUUUCAUUCGUUAGCGUCCUUGUCGAGGAAAGUUCCUAUUUUGUCGUGCAGCGGACUGACAAAAAGAUUUUUAGUGCCAGGCUGGCGUAUGGGCUGGAUAAUCAUUCACGAUCGUCAAAACGUUCUGGAGGAGGAGAUAAGGAAGGCUCUUCAUUGUCUGAGUCAGAGGAUCAUCGGCAGCAACACGCUUAUCCAAGGUGCUCUACCGGCCAUUUUGAAGAACACGCCACAGCAAUUCUACGAUGAUAUCAUGGCGACGUUAUACAAUCACUCGAAAUCGGCGUACAAUUGCGUAAUGAAGAUCCCUGGUCUGAAACCAAUAAUGGCGGAUGGUGGAAUGUACAUGAUGGUUUACAUAGAUCUACCUUGUUUUCCGGAAUUUAAUUCCGACCUCGAAUUCGUGCAGCGAUUGCUAAUGGAGGAGUCCGUGUUUUGCCUUCCUGGCCAGUGCUUCGAUUAUCCGUCGUACAUGAGGCUGGUCAUCACCGUGCCCAUGGAUAUGUUGGAGGAGGCCUGUCAGAGGAUCCAGGAGUUUUGCGAGAGGCAUCACUAUAAGACGGCCGAGGAUUCGCAGAGGAAUAAUUUAAUUAAGGCGGGAAGUUCGUAUUAAACGAUGGAUAUGCAUGCCUUCAAUCGUUCUUCUAAUUACUUACUAUUUAAGAGGGUAAUUAACGAAGAGUGUUCUAGACUUUCAAAGUUUUGUAAAUAUUAUCGAUGGCACUGUGAAGCAUGUAUACCUAAGUGAAACAGGUUGACAAUUAUUAAAGAAAUUUGUCAACGUCUGUGUAA